CAUCGAACCUACAAUCUUCACUGAGCCUUUUCCGCACUGGAUUGUUUUCCCCGCCUGAAAUUAUCUUUAUCAGAUUCUUCGUUCUUUCACGCAUCCAGCGAAGACAAUUGGAGAAAAGCGCGAUCCUCGUGACUCGUGAACUCGUUACGUUACACUCCAAUCGGGUUUAAAUACCCUGCGACGCGCAAACGCUAGUCACCAUCGCCGGAAAAUGACAUCCGACGGAGCUACUUCGGCUGCUGCGGCGGCGGCGAGUAGGAGAAAGCCGUCGUGGAGGGAGAGAGAGAAUAACCGUAGGAGAGAACGAAGGCGAAGAGCGAUCGCGGCGAAAAUAUACUCUGGACUUCGAGCUCAGGGGAACUAUAACUUGCCAAAGCACUGUGAUAACAACGAAGUUCUCAAAGCGCUUUGUGCAGAAGCUGGUUGGUGCGUCGAAGAAGACGGAACCACAUAUCGCAAGGGUUCCAAACCACCUCUGGCCAAUGGUGCAGGGAGCUCCAUGAGAAACAUUCUCUUUUCUUCUUCACAAAAUCCAAGUCCGUUUUCUUCGUCGCAUCCCAGCCCAAUUCCUUCAUACCAAGCGAGUCCUUCUUCCUCCUCUUUCCCAAGCCCGUUUCGGUUAGAUGUGGACAAGGACAAUGUAUCAAACCUCAUUCCAUACAUUCGCAAUGCCUCUCUGUCUCUUCCUCCUCUGAGGAUAUCAAACAGUGCCCCUGUGACGCCGCCUCUGUCAUCACCUACGUCAAGAAAUCCAAAACCAAUUCCCACAUGGGAGUCCAUUGCCAAAGAAUCUAUGACCUCCUUCAACUACCCUCUCUUUGCAGCUUCUGCUCCUGCUAGCCCCACGCACCGUCACCUUUACACCCCGGCCACUAUUCCAGAGUGUGACGAGUCUGAUACUUCCACCUGUGAAUCCAGCCAGUGGGUGAAAUUUCAAGCAUUUGCUCCUUCUGCAUCUGUGUUGCCAACUUCUCCAACCUUCAAUCUUGUUAAACCUGUGGUUCCUCCCGGUGUGCCUGAUAACUCAAUCCAAGAGAUGAGGACGAGUUCAGAAGAGAUUGGAGUACAGGUAAUGCCUUGGGUUGGUGAAAGAAUUCAUGAAGUGGCAUUAGAUGAUUUGGAACUCACUCUUGGAAGCGGGAAGGUGCGGAGUUAGGCUGCUAGCAGAAUUAUCUCAUCUGGGUUACGUGAAAAUGAGAUCACAGGAGUUUUUUGCUGGUUGGUUGUUGCUCAAGCUGGUGUUACAGAUGGAGUUAAUAGCUACCUCAUCCAGUGUCGUUGGUGCAAGAAGUUUAUCGGGAAGAGACUGGAGUUAUUAUUGGGAACUGGAUUUAUCUGAUGCUGUGGACAUUUUAUGGAGAAAAUGAUCUCCUUCCCUCCAUGGCUUCGGUAAAAUGUAGAAAUGAGAAUUUCACCUCCUUCCUUCGUGGUUAAAUCAGCUAUUGUUCAAAAAGGCUCAUCAGGCCUAUGUGCUAAGUGUUAGGUGCUGUGGGUGAUUUGAAAUUGAAAUUUCAGGUUUUGUCAAGUUUAUUGUCUGUCAAAAGCUCACAAGACCUGCUUAUUUGUAAUGUUACAUUUAAAUUUUGUUGUUCUUCUUUAUGUUCUUGUUCUUUGUAUCAAAUAGUUUGUUUGUAUGUUAUCUUUAUUUUUGCCGACAGGUUUUGUAGUUAGUGCAAAGUCAACGGUUGGCUCUAUCGUCCUUCUACCUCAUUGACCCCUUUGAUAAGUUCAUGAGCUCAAAGCGGCAUGAACUAUGGUAUUCAAUAUGGGAUUGUCACUCUACUGAUGAAGUCAUGUGGAACUUUGGGGUGUUGUUCCCUGGUUAGUGGAUUGUAUAAUGUGAUGAGUUGUGCAGGGGAUGUCUUUGGAAAGAAAGGCAAAGUUCCAUUAAGGUGCCUUAGGGUUUGCUGUAUUACUCUCCUUCUGAUUUUGCAAUUCAGAAUGUUCCUAAUGUA
This is a messenger RNA of Vigna radiata var. radiata (mung bean), 1955 nucleotides long. Its product is annotated as protein BRASSINAZOLE-RESISTANT 2. The transcript is spliced from 2 exons. Gene Ontology annotation, biological process: brassinosteroid mediated signaling pathway; DNA-templated transcription. Bases 212 to 1156 code for a protein of 314 amino acids. The record is from RefSeq and is a predicted model, not a curated record. NCBI's taxonomy places the organism in Eukaryota, Viridiplantae, Streptophyta, Magnoliopsida, Fabales, Fabaceae. Gene Ontology annotation, molecular function: DNA-binding transcription factor activity.